Messenger RNA from Drosophila grimshawi, 937 nucleotides. RefSeq lists its product as uncharacterized. The transcript has 3 exons. The coding region runs from base 234 to 734 and encodes 166 amino acids. The record is from RefSeq and is a predicted model, not a curated record. Lineage: Eukaryota; Metazoa; Arthropoda; Insecta; Diptera; Drosophilidae.
UUGGAUCGCGGCGCGUGCGCCUCGCGCUGCUUUUGACGCUUGAGGCCGGCGCACGGAAGCGAAAAUCGAGCGACGCUGGCGCAUUCCACGCCAAAUUCCAGUUUAGGCCUCAUCGUGAUCAUGGAUCGUGUUAUAAAAUAAUUUGGCCGCAGUGUGCCAGCAAUCAUUCGUUAUCGAGCCACUCGAGCGGUCACAUCGUCUGUGUUUCAACGCCUCAUAAACUCAUAAUUAAAAUGGAAAAUCGUUGUGUGUUGCUGAAGUUAUCGGUCUUGGCUGUGCUGGUGUUGUGUUUUAUUUGCGUCCAGGAAACAAAUGCUGGAAGUAGCCAACAGAAGAAGAAGAAGAUUGUCAUCCAUGUUCCAAUACAUAAAAAGAUCGAGAAACAUGUGCAUACAGUGAUAAAGCAUGUGCAUCAUCAUCACAAGCCGAUUGUUCUAAAGGAGGAGAAGAAAAUUAUACAUGAAGAGCAUCAUCCCAUCCAAAUCCAUCAGACUAAGGAACACAUUCAUCACCACGAGAAGCAUGAGCAUUCCUCCCACCACGAUCAUCACGAUCAUCAUGAUCAUCACGAUCAUCAUGAUCAUCACGAGCAUCAGCACCAUCAGCACCAUCACCCCAUUGAGCAUGUACCCAUCAUACAGGAAGAGGAGCACAUCCAUCAUCAUCAUAACUAUGAGCACAAGGAUGACUUUGUUGGCAGCGAUGUGGAUGCCAGCAGCAGUGAAGAGCGCUAAUUAUAUAGUUAGUUAUAGCCUGCACUGAGUGCUGUAACCCACAACGAGGACGUAGACUGAAAAGCAAAAACCAAAUAGCAACCUAAUCAAAACGUAACUCGAAAAGUUCUGUGGGUAAUGGUGAUGUUAACUUUGUGAUGUAUCGCGUAGAAUAAAGUUUUUUUUUAUUUUUUUUUUUAAAUCAUAGUAUCGUAGCUUAAGAA